Messenger RNA from Linum trigynum, 4339 nucleotides. NCBI's taxonomy places the organism in Eukaryota, Viridiplantae, Streptophyta, Magnoliopsida, Malpighiales, Linaceae. The record is from the annotation of a GenBank genome assembly.
AACUAAAUAGCUAGGGGGAUUCAUUCCCGAGUGACUCUUUCCUGCUUAAGAAAACCGAUUAAUUUCCUGCUUUAUUUCUGCUUUUAGUUUAAACAACAAUCACUUACUCUAGUUGGCUAGAUAACAGAGAAUCACUGAGUAAGCAGUAGAUCUAGAGCCCGGGUUGAUAAUAUAACUUGCCUGUUAUUGCAUUCCCGGUCUGCGAUUACACUUGGUCACAGAUUGGUGUUGUGUUUUGGCGUGUCAAGUUUUUGGCGCCGUUGCCGGGGAACCCUCUAGGUUAUUGGGGAAACGUGAGAAUUUGUUACUCUAGCUUUUUAUUUACUGCAUUUUAUCUCUUCCACCUGUGUGCCUUCACGGGUUGUUUCUGCUGAUUGUGUGCAGGUAGUGCAUGACCCGUAGCCAGUCGGGAGAUCUACUACCACUAGAACAGGAGCUUGAACGAACCUGCAGAAACUUCAAGCGGGCUCUAAAGGCGCGACUGGCUGCGGAAGAGGCGCUAUCACAGCUGCAGUUAGAGGAGGAAGAAGAAGAGAUGGCUGAACCAGGGAACCAUGAUAUGAUCCCUGAGGAGCAAACCAUGGGAUCCUACUGGACCGCUAGAGCUGCGGACAUGAGGUCACCCAUUCAGCAUCCUCAUGUCCCAGCCAACAAUUUUGAGGUGAGCACCUCAGUAAUCACCAUGCUGCGUGGUUCAGUGGUGUUCCGUGGUAAGGAGGGGGAGUGCCCCCGAUCACAUCUCCGGCGAUUCCACGAGCUCAUUGAUGGAAUCAAGAUCGAUGGGGUACCCGCAGAUGCCAUCCAGCUGAGGUACUUCCCAUUCACUCUGGAGGGGCAGGCCAAGGAGUGGCUAGACACUCGACCUCCAGGCUCCAUCACCACGUUCGCCAACCUGGCGGACAAGUUCCUCACCCGCUACCAUCCUCCGUCCAAGACGGCGGACUUGCAGAAGCAGAUCACCCACUUCACCCAGGAUGAAGAUGAGACCAUCCGGGAUGCUUGGGAGAGAUACAGCAGUCUCUUCCUAAGAUGUCCCAAUCAUGGUUUCAACGAUGCUUUCAAGGUGGGAACCUUCUAUCAUGCCCUCUUCCCGGAGGACAAGCAGCUGAUUGAUUCUGUCUGUGGCGGGAACAUGCUGACCAAAACACCGCCACAGCUGAAUCAACUCUUUGAGGAGAUGGCGGAGAACGGAUACGAUUGGGGCACUGCCAGGAGAUCGAGACGAGCACCGGGACGGGGUGUGCAUGUUGUAGGCACCCAGUCAUCUGAUUUGGUGCAGGUGGUAUCGAAGCUGGUGUCAGCUAUCGACCGUUCUGGUUUGAUUGCAGGUACAGGCCAGCCGCAGGCGAUGCUCUGCCAGUGGUGCGAGAGCACCCAUCACAUUGUGGAAGACUGCCAAGCGAUGAAGGAAUCGACAACACCCCAGGAGCAGGUGAACUUCAUCAACAAUGUUAGGCGCAACGACCCCUACAGUAACACCUACAAUGAGGGGUGGCGCCAGCAUCCUAACUUCUCCUGGGGUGGGGCAAAUUCCAGACCACCAGUUCCCCAGGGACCACCGGGCUUCCAGAGGCCACCAUAUCAGCCCAGACAGGGGCAAUUCCAGCAGCCACAACAGUCUCUCUACCAGCCCAUGCAGGGGCAUGCUGCUCCAUCACAGCCGCGACCUUUCCAGCAGCCAGGUGCAGCCCCUGCCGCCCCAGUGCAGAAUGAUCAGAUGGCUGAACUGCAGGAAUUGGUGGGUUCUCUGGCCACCUCCAGUGCGAACAAGUUCAAUAACAUCGAGCAAUUCAUGGAGAAAGCUUCAGGCAAAUUCUUGGAGCUAGAAGCUGGUCAGAGAAAUACACAGGCUGUGCUGCGGGAUAUACAGACCCAGCUUGGGAGUGUUGCCCAGGCUGUAGCACAAAGGGCUCCUGGCACUUUGCCCGGUCAGACCAUUCCUCACCCUCAGAACCCGAAUGAGCACUGCAAUGCCAUCAUGACCAGGAGUGGCAAGAUGACUGUUGAUCCACCUGCUCGGGCGCAAGAGAGAGAGGCCCCUGCCUCGGCAUCUCCAGCAGCUGAAGAAGAAGUAGAGAAGGAGGUUGAGGUGCCUGCACCUAAACCGCAACCAGUAGUGAAGGAGUAUAUCCCUAAACUCCCCUUCCCUACUCGGUUGCACAAAGACAGGCUGGAGGCAGAGUUCGAGAACUUCAUGGCCAUGCUUAGGAAGCUGAAUGUUCAAGUGCCUUUCCUGGAGGCACUAUCUCAAAUGCCUAAGUAUGCGAAGUUCCUGAAGGAGCUUCUUUCAAAGAAGCAGAAGUUGAGCGAGCUGGCCACUGUGGAGCUCAGCGAGGAGUGCUCGGCCAUUCUGCAGAACAAGCUUCCGCAUAAGCAGAAGGACCCAGGUAGUUUUACUAUCCCGUGCUCUAUAGAGAAUUUGCAUGUAGAGAGGUCCUUGGCGGAUCUAGGUGCUAGUAUAAAUGUUAUGCCAUAUAAGCUGUUUAAGAAACUAGGCCUAGGUGAACCCCGUGCUACUAGGAUGAGUCUUCAAUUAGCUGACCGAUCUGUAGUGCAUCCUAGGGGCAUAGUGGAAGACCUUCUGGUUAAGGUUGGCAAAUUCAAUUAUCCUGUUGAUUUUGUGAUUUUGGACAUAAAUGAGGAUGUGAAUGUGCCAUUGAUACUAGGAAGGCCUUUCCUGGCCACCGCCAAGGCCCUCAUAGAUGUGCAUGAUGGGACCUUAGUUCUGAGGGAUGGUGAGGAGCGAAUAACAUUUUCAAUUUCUAAUACACAUCCUGCUUCCUCGCCUUUGCAUGCUGUAUCUCACCAGGAGCACGAGUCUGUCGUGUAUCCUCAUGUGCUGCCUAUUUUGCAGGAUCCGCCUCCCAUACCUUCGCCGCCACUCCCGUCCAAUCCGUCAUCGAAGGAACAAAUCAGGGAGGAGUGGCGGCCGAAACAGCAGGCAGCUAAGCCUGCUCGGAAGAAGGCCGGAGACCACUAUGAGCUGGUCCCGCCCCCACCUUGGCCAUCCGAGUAUUCACUCGCUUGCAUCUUGCCGGAUGGCCAAGUUGAAUUGGCAAAUGCUGGUGGCCACAUUCGGCGGGUACAUGGCCACCAGUUGAAGUUGUACCUCAAGAGCGAGGUGGAUCCGCUCUUGAAGGCACCUGCUCCUUCACCUCACUGAGCAUCCACAGACUGGCGUCCAGCUAAAAGACGGUAAAGAAGCGCUUGUGGGGAGGCAACCCCACUGAGGUUUGCAUUUUCUUACUCUUUUUCCUUUGAUUUAGUGUGUUUUCUUUUUCAUUUUAGACUUUUGUGUGUUUGCUCCAUGUGUGCGGAGCUUGAACUUAGUGUCGUUUGUUUUUGUUUUUGGUUUUUCCUUUGUGGUUUGAUGUAGCCGUCUGGGCUAACACUUAUCCCUAACGCACAGUGUGCUAGUGUGUUUCUGAUGUUCGAUUUGUGCAGCAUUGUCCACUCUCCCGUUCGUUUCUCGCUGACUGGUCCACUUCCAGUCCCCCAGCAGUGUUCCCACCCGGUAACAUCGUUCCCCUUAUCUUUCCCUCUGCUCCAUUGAGGGCAAUGUCGUUCUUAAGUGUGGGGGGAUGCUUUGUAUCGGUUGGAAUAUUUAUGAUGGUGCUUGGAGCCUAGUCCGCUGUCCGAAUCUUACGAUUUGAGGGCUCCAAGUACUGCUGUUUGAUCAUAUUGGCACUGUGUUUUGAUGGAUGAAUUGAUUGGUUUUCGGAUUAAUGCAUGACAAUUUGUUUGCGACUAGGACAACCUAUGAUGAGGACUGAGAUGUGCAGUAGAACGAUGUAGGGGUUUAGUUUUUCAACUGUUUGCUUGACAACUGUGACUUGAUCUGACUUGCUCUGAUUACUUGUCCUUGACAGUCAUUUAUGCAUCUAGUUCAGGGUAUCAGAAUGUGAGAUAGAGCAUAUAGGUAGCCAUGUGAGAUUUGAGCCUGCUCGUUUCUUUCUUGUGCGAUAGAUCCCUCUUCCAUGAUGUGUAGCAUUCACGUUGUCACUAGCUAAGAUGAUGGGGGCAUAGGAUUAGCCCACGCCCAAAACUGACUGUCCUGAUGUGUCAUAUCCCCUAGUCAGCCCUUUUUGAGCCGUGUGUCAUCCUUUCUUUUGGUCUAUAAUGGAAAAAAAUCACCCUUGUUGCAUCUUUUAGAAGGUUCCACAGAGUGGUUUUUUAUAUAUUGGAGGUAGUGCUUAAAAGUUGGGCAGGUGUUUGAAGUUUAUGCAGAAGUGGUGGCUCUCUUAAGAAAUGAAAAGAAAAAUGAAAGUGAAACAAAGAAAAAAAAUUGAAAGUAAAAGAGAGCCACUACCAAAAAUCUGAAUAAUGCCCCGUAAGUAGU